Messenger RNA from Synchiropus splendidus (mandarinfish), 12070 nucleotides. RefSeq names its product UDP-Gal:betaGlcNAc beta 1,3-galactosyltransferase, polypeptide 2 (gene b3galt2). The transcript has 2 exons. Gene Ontology annotation, cellular component: membrane. Gene Ontology annotation, molecular function: N-acetyl-beta-D-glucosaminide beta-(1,3)-galactosyltransferase activity. NCBI's taxonomy places the organism in Eukaryota, Metazoa, Chordata, Actinopteri, Syngnathiformes, Callionymidae. The record is from RefSeq and is a predicted model, not a curated record. Bases 1310 to 2602 code for a protein of 430 amino acids.
GUCAAGAGUGUUGUCAGUGACGUGACGGGAUUCUCUUCGGUUGCCGGGUCACUGGUUCUGGGUUGAGGGAUCCAGAAUUUCUCUGCUGCUGAAGCUGAGCAGUUACUGUAUAUCAUUCCUGAUGACGACAAUGACUACAUUCGGUACUGGAUGGACGUACCGCCAGGCUCAAAACUAUUUCCUGUCUGCAAACAUGUUUCUAGUGUAUUGACGAGUACCAUGUUCAGUCUGGAUGGAAAGGUAAGCAUUUGACGAAUAAGCAAGGACUGAUGAGAGAUGGUUGAAGGAGGGAUCAAAGCUAGAUGAUGAGGAAAUGAUCAGAGAUGGAUGAGAAUAGAGGAGUGAGUGAUAAAUAAUGCAGGAAGAAUGAGAGAUGGGUGCUGAAGGAAUGGUGACAGAUAUAUGAUGGAUGGAUGCGAAGGAUGCAUGAUAGACAUGCACAAUAAUGGGUAAUGGGAGAAGGAAAGAUGAACAACAGGAAGGAUGAGAGAUGGAUGAUAAAGGAAGAAUGCCUGCAUAAAGUUCGGAUGGUGUCUGUAUUUUCAGACAGGUUAGAGAUUCCCUCAAGUCAGAGUCAUCUUGUAUCCUUCCCACCCGAAACAUUUCUCUCCCACGACCCUUGAACACCGCUCUGCCGUCACGUGAUACUCUCGGCUAAGACAGCAGUGACGUCCUGGAGCUCCGUCAGUGGAGCGGAGUCUGGCUGUCAUCCUGGCUAGCGGACAGUCUCACUCUCUCACCACCGACAAAAUCCUCCAAAUAUCGGUGACGUCCACACGGCAAGAGAACACUCGAGGAGGGAACGCGGAGCCUGGAGUCCUUGGCGGGGAGCCUGUGGCGUUUGGUCCGAGUGGACGGAGAGACCGCGGCUCUUCAUCACUUCUGGACUCGUCUGUAGCCGGAGAAAUGAGGAGGGUUGCUGCGGCCAGGGGCAGCAGGAGGUUGUAGCAGCGUUAGUGAGGGCCACAUCGCAGAGGGAGGUGCCCAUGGCGGCUGGAAGAGGACGCAUCCUCCAGCAGCAGAGCGCAGCAGCCUCAGCACCAUGACGAGGAGAACGCAACACAAGGAGUCGAUCCCUUUGUGUCCAGCAGCGGAUCGUGACAGGAGACCAUCACUGCAGCUAGAGAUGUGUCAGCGAGUCAUUCCUGUGAGAACAUAGUCGUCUCCCCUGCUGUACUUGUAAGCUGACGACACCAGCUGGCCUUGGCUCCACUGCCAAGCUCACAUACUCUUGGCUUCCACAUGAUCAGGCGACCGCAUGUGACUGCUGCUUGCCCUCCAGCCGCACCUUGAGACCCAGACCUGCAACAUGCAGUGGCGACGGCGGCACUGUUGCCCCGUCACAAUGUCAUGGACGACCAAGCGUUCCCAUUUCCGCACCCACGUGGCAGGACUUCUGAUGUUGGCGCUGCUCUUUACCCUGCUCUUGUUCUUUAGCCAUCAGGACUGGCUACCCGGGCGUAGUGGGCCACGAGAAGGUCCUCUGGCAUACACAGUUCGAGGUAUUAGGAGUCCUAGAGGGGAGAGCAAUCAGAGCAGCUCGCUCAGGAGUCUCUGGAAGGAGGCUGGUCAUUCACUGCAAAAGUCUCCGCUCAACUUGAGCUUGCAUCAGGCUGAGGGGGAGGGCGUCCGUGUGGGCGUCAUGGGGCUGGGUGACUCUAUGAGCCCCAACAACAGUCUACAGGAGGAGAUGGGUGUGGGAGGGAGACUCAGUGCGCAGCCAUACCGCUACAUCCUCAACGAGCCAUUCAAGUGCAGGGACACCACGCCGUUCCUCAUUUUGCUCAUUGCCGCAGAGCCGGGUCAGUCCGAGGCCCGGGAUGCCAUCCGACAGACAUGGGGCAAUGAGAGUGUGGCGGGGGGUCUGACUUUCAUCCAUUUGUUCUUGCUCGGCACUGGUCAGGGCCCAGACGCCUCUGUGCAGAGCACUGUGGAGGAGGAGAGUCGUGCUCACCACGACAUCAUCCAGCAGGACUACCAGGACACCUACUACAACCUCACCAUCAAGACAUUGAUGGGACUGAACUGGGUCGCCACCUUCUGCCCACACGCUUCCUACGUGAUGAAGACUGACUCCGACAUGUUUGUCAACACAGAGUACCUGAUCCAAAAGCUGCUGAAGCCAGAUGUGCCGCCGAGACGGCGCUACUUCACUGGCUACUUGAUGAGGGGCUAUGCCCCAAACCGGAACAAAGACAGUAAGUGGUACAUGCCUCCUGAGCUGUACCCCAGUGAACGCUACCCCAUAUUCUGCUCCGGAACAGGAUAUGUGUUUUCGGGUGACAUGGCGGAACUCAUCUACCAAGCAUCAACAGGGAUUCGUCGGCUCCACCUGGAGGACGUUUACGUCGGAAUCUGUUUGGCGAAGCUGCGCAUUGACCCAGUGCCACCGCCCAAUGAGUUCCUGUUCAACCACUGGAGGGUUUCAUACUCCAGCUGCAAGUACAGCCACCUAAUAACAUCACACCAGUUCCAGCCCAAUGAGCUCAUCAAGUACUGGAACCACCUGCAGAGCAACAAGCACAAUGCCUGCAUCAAUGCAGCCAAGGACAAGAGCGGACGCUUCAGGCAUCGCCGCUUUCACGCAGACCGACUGCCAUGACCGUGCCGGCAGCCCCUGCAGGGUGCAGCCAGCUCAGCACCAUUUCGGAAAAGCACAUUGUGUACAGUUGACGACACAAACUAUUUUUUUAAUUCAAAAUACUGUGACUUGUUGUUUUUAUGUCAGGCACUGGGGGCUGGUGUGACCGUGCCAGGAGAAGAGUCAGGGUCAUGUGACAAACUACAAAUACAAAGUUGCUCAAAUGUUUACAGUGUGAAGUCAUAUGACUUAAUGCAAAGUCAGUGUUCAUGUUUCGGAGAACUGUUCAAUUUAUGACUGAACUUGAAUUGACGUCCGUGUCGGAGAUUGUAUUUUAUAUAGCAGCGAAUGUGAGAUGAAAUGUCUGAUGAUUAAAUGCUGAGUUCAACUUGCGUGUUUCUUCCUCUUUCUAAUCCAGUGUACACCAGGAAAUGGCUCUCCACUUGCCUUGCUACCCGUUACCUUAGUCUGCUAGGUAGCCCAGUGUUUUGUUCCUCUUUAGUCUCAGAAGACUGGAGCCGAAGAAAACGACUGACUUGGUGUCACGGUUUGAGGAAGUUUGACCAGGUACAGAAUGAAGAGAGCCAUGGUAGGACUGAUCCUGGGUCACAGUUAAUGGAAUGUGAUGAUCCGACACUGUCAAAUGCUGAAGAGAGAUCUGACAGGACCAGGACAGUGCAUUUCUACAGUCUACAGACAUCAUGUCACUGGACACGUUGAGCAGGGCGUUUUUUUCUGUGGAGUGAUGCUUAUGAAAACCAGACUGAAAAGUCAGUUGUUCUGAAUUUUUUGGGAUCUGAAGGAUCCAGAUUUGAUUUUAUGAGUUGUGGUUCCACAAUGGCAUUUUAUUAUUAAGAAUUAGAAAAGACACUAGUAGAGAGCGACAGGCUGAUCACUCUGGUAACCCUGGGGCCAAUGAUAUGAAAUGCAUUUAAAAGGAGUUUACAAGGCAUAACAUGUUAUGAACAAAAGGAAAGCUUCAUUCUGGUUGUGUUACAGGUUAAAAAGAUGACCACUUACAGCGUACAGGCUCAUUAUCAGCAGGGUUACAAUUAGAUGGCGCCGGAAGCUGGAACUUUAUGUCCCAAAAUUUACCAAUAAAGAACUUCAUUCUUCAAAAGAAAUUAAUUACAGUCAGCCAUGCAAAAUACAGGUGUAAGAGCUGAAGGUGUCAAACAGCACUUUUUAUUCAUGAUGACCAGCUGGCGGAGAUAGUCAGACCUGGCAUUUUUGCAUAGUUUCAUUUAAAGAAAAUCCAAGCUCCUUGAGAUGCCGCAAGUUUAAUUGACUUCCACAGACGCUCAGUUUUGUCUCCUCAUAUUCCGAAUUAAUCUAAGCAUAAACUGCUUCUUGAGACACAAGAUUAGAUUGGACAGAUCUAAAAAAGAUGAAGUGACUGUUAAAGUUAUUAAUAAAGUUGUCCACCUCAUCACGUUCCAAGAACAAAAGAAUCAUACAUAGCAGAAAAUCUGGCUGCAGCAGGCUCAGUUAUGAUGCGUCUCGGUGACCUAAUCCCAGAAGGCACAAGUUCAGGAGUGAAGAGCAGAUCUAAUACACUCACAGAAAGACAAAGCGCAUCAAGGGAACUCAUUGGUGAUGCUCAACAAAACUGAUGAGAGUCUGAGUAAACUUGGUGCUGCAGAUUUAAAGUGUCACCGGCCAAUGAAACAGACAUUCGAUGAAUGCUGUAUAUCCCAAAAUAAUUGUGAAAGGACUGAUUUCAAUAAGACUUGCCAAGAGCCAGGAGAUUCAGAUGAGGCCUUCAGCACUGCAGAGCACUGUCAACAUGGCCCAUCGGAGGACGAAUUGAUCUGAGACAGGUUGGUGGUGGGGUUAUCCCAUUGCCUUUCUGAAAAAUGAACAGUGAACUGACACCAGAAAAAGCUGUCACUGCAACAAGACAACAUGAGGAAAAGGAAACAGCAGCCAAUGGUGAGAGAGAGACUCAUUCUCAAUAAUGGAAAUUGGCCAGCGUGGACUGAAAUUCCAGAAAAAGGUCACACAGAGAACACCCAUCUGGAAAAGGACCAGCACACUCCCGGAACAACUACUUUGCACACGAAUCUAUAUGUAGUAGAUGCGGACGAAAAGGACACUUUUUCCAUUUGCAAGCCAGGUAGAGUAGGUGCUGUCAAGGAAGAAAUGGAAAAGACUGUGAAAGUGAAUGACCACACCACAAUAUCCACUCCUCCGCCUGGGUUUCCUGCUGUCUCUGACCCGCAGCAUCUGCAGCUAAUAGAUGGCAUUAAAGAGUCAGAGGCUGGGUUGACGAAAAGGGGAAUAAAAGAUUGGGCGGAAGGCGGACGCAAAGCCCAAUGUAUUGCUGCUACUUCGAUAUUUACCAUAUAGCUUCAGAGAAAAUAGGGGUAACUAUGCCCAUCGAAGAGGCCACAGAAUGGUGCACAGGCAUGGUAGUGGCACCAAACCCACAGGAAGAGACCAGAGGCCAGCCAUGGGCAAAUCCCUGGCCAAGCUGGCAGGGCAACACUCAAACUGGACGCCACAGCUGGACUCUGACACCCUUACCGUGCGGCACCUGAACAUUUACAAAGGAAGAGACACAUAUGUUGGCCAUGACUGGAAGGGAUGGUACAUCAUACCAACAACAUCCUCGUUUUUGGAUCAACCCUUGAGCAUGACCUCAGGCAAGAUAGAGAUAAAUUGUUGACAUAGAAAGGAAAACAAACAAAAGAUAAAGUCUGACCAGUAACUAAAAGGGGGGAGAUGUACUGUAGCUGGAGCAAAAGGGCAGGAACUACAGAGUAGGAACGCAUAGAGUGACCGACCGAUCAUGACGAUGUCAUAAAUGCCCAUAUCGGCACCAAUAAAUCGGCCGGCUGUUUGAUCAAUGCACCACUAAUUCUGUGACCAAUAAUACUAGUGUGAAUGUCAAGUGUUCGGUGGGAAAUUAUCCAGUUUCACCCAAUUUGUCCGGAGAUGGAGGUGGACGAUAUGACAACAUUAAACAAUAGGAACCUGCUGACGUGAGGAGAUUACAUGGAUUCGGUAACAUUCUUUCUACACACUAUAGAUGGAUGCUGACUCUACUCGUCCAUCACUCACAGUGCGCAGUGUGGUGCGCACUGCUUCUUUUCCCUCACAGCGAAGAAGCAGGUCAAAUGCGCAACUUCAAGUUCUUUUUUUACCUGAUGCGCCUCUAAUGUAACCACACACCUUCACGACAGAAUGAUGGAUUGUUCCUUGGCGGACCCGCGACGCCAAAGGCAUUCUCUGCCGCAGCACUAACAUAGCUAACAGAGCUAAUAGCUAAUGGCCCUUCAAAGCUUUAUUAACUCUCGCAAACUGUCAGAAUUUUCUUUGUGGUUUUGGUUAACAUUCAAAUAAAUUUGCUCCAAAAUGAGAAGACCGAAAGAAUCACUGUUGUUGUGAAGCCAGCUGAGGCAAAGAAUAUUAUUAUUAUUAUCAUACUAGAAUAAAAUCAUGCAAAAGACAUUGUGGUAAAAUUGAAGAAAAACAAAACGUGUCUGCAAAUAACAUGCCAAAAAGUGUCAGUAACUACAAAUUUUCACAAAUGAAAAGGGAUUUUCUACAGGACUUUCGACUGGGCACAAUCGGCCAAGGAUUCAUUGGUGGUGAGCCUUGGGAUUUUUUCAAUGAACAAAAUGUGCCGUGGCUAGAAAAAAGUUGAAAAACACUGCUAUAAAGGACACAAAUUUGGCACAGGCAUUGAGAAAUGACAGAAGUUGUUUCAGGUUCACUGAUAUCCAGCCCCUUGCUAGUGUCAGUUAACUUAAUACAGAAAUGUAAAGUUCAGAAAAAAAGACUUACUUUGGUCUGUGUUUACAGUACUUGAAUAAGAUGAUGCUGUCCAGGUCUGAGAGAACAGAUAUUUCAUCCAUGCUAUAUGUCAGAUGCUGCACUGUAGCAUAUUUGACAAUAAAGUUACCUAACCUAACCUAAUGUUUUUGCCCUCUCAUUAAUGUGUCACUACCACUUAAAUAGAGAAUAGAAUAUACAAUACACUACUUUUGGAAUUCAUUAUUCUGAACAGUUGUGUUGUUGCUGCAUACACACAAGAAGAUAUGUGCUUAGGGGUGCACAAGGGUUUAUUGGUUCUUGGCAUCACAGCUUGACCAUUUGUGUCAUUCAGUACUCACACUUCAUGGGGAAGUCUGAGGUCAUUCCUUGCACUUAAGUUGACCCCAGAACCUCUUUAUAAGAGAGGGCUUCUUUAAAACACUUGAGUCUUUCAUGGACACUUCCGUUAAGUUUGGAGGCUCAAGGUUGGCAAAGUCUCCUUUUGUCUGCUCCAUCAGCUUCAGAGGAUAAAGAUCCGCUUUACUUGAGCUCCUGGGUCUUACCUUCUUGGUGCGGCGGCCUUUGAUGAGCAGCUUGAUCUCUCGAGCUACACGCGCCAUUAUCUUCCUGCAUAGCCUACACGUGGACAUCUGGCAAAAGUUGGUGCCCGAGUGCCGACUGUGUAGCGAGUUCUGGAUGUUCUCAGACAGUAUGCAGUUGACCUCCUCUGUGACAGUGUUCAAGAUCCCGUCUUUGAUUUCGGGCGGAGUCUGAAUUGUCGUGUUCUCGUCUGCCAGGUCAGAGAUGGCAUUUACCAGGAACAUCUUAAAGUUCUGAUCAGUCGACUCCUUUACAAGGCUAGAGGUCCUCUGCUCAAGGUCAACCAUGAGGGUCACGGAUGGACCGCAGCUUGCUGGUGAGGACGUCACAUCAGUAUCUUGGCAGUUAGCCAGAGAGACAAAGGCCCUUGUCGCCAUUUCGAGGACCGACAUGCACAUGCUGACUAGUUGCUCCUUCACCAUCAGGUUGUCUAUGCCGUUGCUCAUCUCUCGAAGGUUUCUGAAAACCACAAGGCAAGAUAUCUCUUAGCACAGAACAAAAUCAGAGGCGUGGCAGUAAGUGGCAACCAAGGUUGUUGAUGUUUACCUUUCUGAGAGGCCAUCGAAGAACUGUCUCAUGAUGACAUUCAAGACCUUCUUCAUUUCCAUCAGCGGGGACACGUCUGGAACGCCCACCAUCAAAGGCUCACUAGAUUUUUCCUCUACACACAGAGACGCAUCGAUCUCUAAUGGAGCCUGUGGAUAAACUUCUUCAAGGGCCGGCCCCAUGUUACUGGUGAAAAGCUGAGGUGUGCCUUCCAUCUCUACUCUGACAGGUUGCCCUGGGUAUUCCUGCGCUUCAGGCAGUGAGGUUGACUCAGGGAGCGUCAGGAGGGCCAGUCGGGUAGCAUCGGGUAAUUGUCCUCCAAAGGAGUCUGAGACAACCAUCCAUGUCAGUGACUCAUCCUGCCCUUCCUGGUAAGACACUUUUGAGACAAAGUCUGUCGAAGAAGUUAUGAAAGCUGUAGGAACCGGUGCUGAUGGAUCAUCUUCAAUAAGGGAAGGAAUAAAUACGACUCUGUUCUCCUCCACAGUUUGAUCUACAUUUGCCUUCAUUUUUUCUAGAGGGCUUUCUGAUCUGACUCGUUGUAAAUACGUGGAUGAUGAUGUUGGAAGAAAAGUGAGGUCUAGCAAUGGCAUGUCUUCAAUGAUGGGUAUGGAGGUCCCAGGAAGAUUAGUGUUUCUUUCUGUAGUUUGUGGAUCUUUGUCGUCAUGCAGUGUCACAGCUCCUAACUCGGCAGCCAUAUUGAUCCAGUCCCUCCCCUCUGAUAGUUUCAGAUCACUGUCUAUUGCAUCUUUCACCAACAUCCCUGCAUGAACUUCUGAAGUGGGGACUUGCUCAUAAACAAUCUGUGCCUGCUGAAGGAACGUGGCAGGUGUAGAACUUCUUGAGGGAGCCACAGAGAAGACAGAGCCCUCAGGAAGUUCUGAUCCUAUUCCAGAGUCUUCCCUAAUGAUGUCUUCCACAAGAUUUGAUGGCUUAAAUCCUGACGUUUUGUCAUCACUGUCUAACAAAAAGAAGGCAGUAGUUGAUGGAGCCAGAGGAGGCACCUGUGGGGUUAUUUCCACUUCCACAUUACCAUUUGUAAAACCUAUGAGCCUCAUUGACGAGGCCAGAGGGUUGCAAACUGCUGCUGCUUCGGUGGGAAAUUAUCCAGUUUCACCCAAUUUGUCCGGAGAUGGAGGUGGACGAUAUGACAACAUUAAACAAUAGGAACCUGCUGACGUGAGGAGAUUACAUGGAUUCGGUAACAUUCUUUCUACACACUAUAGAUGGAUGCUGACUCUACUCGUCCAUCACUCACAGUGCGCAGUGUGGUGCGCACUGCUUCUUUUCCCUCACAGCGAAGAAGCAGGUCAAAUGCGCAACUUCAAGUUCUUUUUUUACCUGAUGCGCCUCUAAUGUAACCACACACCUUCACGACAGAAUGAUGGAUUGUUCCUUGGCGGACCCGCGACGCCAAAGGCAUUCUCUGCCGCAGCACUAACAUAGCUAACAGAGCUAAUAGCUAAUGGCCCUUCAAAGCUUUAUUAACUCUCGCAAACUGUCAGAAUUUUCUUUGUGGUUUUGGUUAACAUUCAAAUAAAUUUGCUCCAAAAUGAGAAGACCGAAAGAAUCACUGUUGUUGUGAAGCCAGCUGAGGCAAAGAAUAUUAUUAUUAUUAUCAUACUAGAAUAAAAUCAUGCAAAAGACAUUGUGGUAAAAUUGAAGAAAAACAAAACGUGUCUGCAAAUAACAUGCCAAAAAGUGUCAGUAACUACAAAUUUUCACAAAUGAAAAGGGAUUUUCUACAGGACUUUCGACUGGGCACAAUCGGCCAAGGAUUCAUUGGUGGUGAGCCUUGGGAUUUUUUCAAUGAACAAAAUGUGCCGUGGCUAGAAAAAAGUUGAAAAACACUGCUAUAAAGGACACAAAUUUGGCACAGGCAUUGAGAAAUGACAGAAGUUGUUUCAGGUUCACUGAUAUCCAGCCCCUUGCUAGUGUCAGUUAACUUAAUACAGAAAUGUAAAGUUCAGAAAAAAAGACUUACUUUGGUCUGUGUUUACAGUACUUGAAUAAGAUGAUGCUGUCCAGGUCUGAGAGAACAGAUAUUUCAUCCAUGCUAUAUGUCAGAUGCUGCACUGUAGCAUAUUUGACAAUAAAGUUACCUAACCUAACCUAAUGUUUUUGCCCUCUCAUUAAUGUGUCACUACCACUUAAAUAGAGAAUAGAAUAUACAAUACACUACUUUUGGAAUUCAUUAUUCUGAACAGUUGUGUUGUUGCUGCAUACACACAAGAAGAUAUGUGCUUAGGGGUGCACAAGGGUUUAUUGGUUCUUGGCAUCACAGCUUGACCAUUUGUGUCAUUCAGUACUCACACUUCAUGGGGAAGUCUGAGGUCAUUCCUUGCACUUAAGUUGACCCCAGAACCUCUUUAUAAGAGAGGGCUUCUUUAAAACACUUGAGUCUUUCAUGGACACUUCCGUUAAGUUUGGAGGCUCAAGGUUGGCAAAGUCUCCUUUUGUCUGCUCCAUCAGCUUCAGAGGAUAAAGAUCCGCUUUACUUGAGCUCCUGGGUCUUACCUUCUUGGUGCGGCGGCCUUUGAUGAGCAGCUUGAUCUCUCGAGCUACACGCGCCAUUAUCUUCCUGCAUAGCCUACACGUGGACAUCUGGCAAAAGUUGGUGCCCGAGUGCCGACUGUGUAGCGAGUUCUGGAUGUUCUCAGACAGUAUGCAGUUGACCUCCUCUGUGACAGUGUUCAAGAUCCCGUCUUUGAUUUCGGGCGGAGUCUGAAUUGUCGUGUUCUCGUCUGCCAGGUCAGAGAUGGCAUUUACCAGGAACAUCUUAAAGUUCUGAUCAGUCGACUCCUUUACAAGGCUAGAGGUCCUCUGCUCAAGGUCAACCAUGAGGGUCACGGAUGGACCGCAGCUUGCUGGUGAGGACGUCACAUCAGUAUCUUGGCAGUUAGCCAGAGAGACAAAGGCCCUUGUCGCCAUUUCGAGGACCGACAUGCACAUGCUGACUAGUUGCUCCUUCACCAUCAGGUUGUCUAUGCCGUUGCUCAUCUCUCGAAGGUUUCUGAAAACCACAAGGCAAGAUAUCUCUUAGCACAGAACAAAAUCAGAGGCGUGGCAGUAAGUGGCAACCAAGGUUGUUGAUGUUUACCUUUCUGAGAGGCCAUCGAAGAACUGUCUCAUGAUGACAUUCAAGACCUUCUUCAUUUCCAUCAGCGGGGACACGUCUGGAACGCCCACCAUCAAAGGCUCACUAGAUUUUUCCUCUACACACAGAGACGCAUCGAUCUCUAAUGGAGCCUGUGGAUAAACUUCUUCAAGGGCCGGCCCCAUGUUACUGGUGAAAAGCUGAGGUGUGCCUUCCAUCUCUACUCUGACAGGUUGCCCUGGGUAUUCCUGCGCUUCAGGCAGUGAGGUUGACUCAGGGAGCGUCAGGAGGGCCAGUCGGGUAGCAUCGGGUAAUUGUCCUCCAAAGGAGUCUGAGACAACCAUCCAUGUCAGUGACUCAUCCUGCCCUUCCUGGUAAGACACUUUUGAGACAAAGUCUGUCGAAGAAGUUAUGAAAGCUGUAGGAACCGGUGCUGAUGGAUCAUCUUCAAUAAGGGAAGGAAUAAAUACGACUCUGUUCUCCUCCACAGUUUGAUCUACAUUUGCCUUCAUUUUUUCUAGAGGGCUUUCUGAUCUGACUCGUUGUAAAUACGUGGAUGAUGAUGUUGGAAGAAAAGUGAGGUCUAGCAAUGGCAUGUCUUCAAUGAUGGGUAUGGAGGUCCCAGGAAGAUUAGUGUUUCUUUCUGUAGUUUGUGGAUCUUUGUCGUCAUGCAGUGUCACAGCUCCUAACUCGGCAGCCAUAUUGAUCCAGUCCCUCCCCUCUGAUAGUUUCAGAUCACUGUCUAUUGCAUCUUUCACCAACAUCCCUGCAUGAACUUCUGAAGUGGGGACUUGCUCAUAAACAAUCUGUGCCUGCUGAAGGAACGUGGCAGGUGUAGAACUUCUUGAGGGAGCCACAGAGAAGACAGAGCCCUCAGGAAGUUCUGAUCCUAUUCCAGAGUCUUCCCUAAUGAUGUCUUCCACAAGAUUUGAUGGCUUAAAUCCUGACGUUUUGUCAUCACUGUCUAACAAAAAGAAGGCAGUAGUUGAUGGAGCCAGAGGAGGCACCUGUGGGGUUAUUUCCACUUCCACAUUACCAUUUGUAAAACCUAUGAGCCUCAUUGACGAGGCCAGAGGGUUGCAAACUGCUGCUGACUCAUCUGGGACUGACUCAUCUGGGACUGACCCAUCAGGGGCUGACAAAGCAGGGACCCACCAAUCACAGACUGAGACAGCACUGACUGACUCAUCAGGGACUAACACACCAGGGACUAACACGCCGGGGACUGACUCAUCAGGGACUAACACACCAGAGACUAACACGCCAGGGACUGACACGUCGGGGACUGACACACCAGGGACUAACACGCCAGGGACUGACACGUCGGGGAAUGACACGUCGGGGACUGAUACGCCAGGGACUGACAUGUCGGGGACUGACACACCAGAGACUAACAUGCCAGGGACUGACACGCCGGAGACUGACAUGUCGGGGACUGACAUGCCGGGGAUUGACACACCAGGGACUGACACGCCGGGGAGUGACAU